Prunus persica (peach) is the source of this 1181-nucleotide messenger RNA. RefSeq lists its product as uncharacterized. Gene Ontology annotation, molecular function: zinc ion binding. The transcript is spliced from 2 exons. Lineage: Eukaryota; Viridiplantae; Streptophyta; Magnoliopsida; Rosales; Rosaceae. The coding region runs from base 222 to 1181 and encodes 319 amino acids. The record is from RefSeq and is a predicted model, not a curated record.
UUGUGUCUUUUGGCGGUUGCAUUGCUGGAUUUCAAUAUUGCAUACCCUUGUUGUUCAUUGAUGCUACGUUUUUGAAGAGCAAGUACAAGGGGCAGCUUCUGUGUGCUUCGGGAAAGAAUGGAAAUCAAGGGUUUUAUCCUCUAGCUUUUGGAGUUGUUGAUUCUGAGACAGAGGAGAAUUGGACUUGGUUUCUUCAACAUUUGGCUUCUAUAUUGCUACCGAUGGGGAGAGUGGUGACCUUUUUCUCGGACCGCAAUCAAGGUUUGUUAAAUGCAAUGGGGUUUGUGUUUCCCGGAUGGCCUCAUUCUUACUGUUAUUAUCACCUCAAACAGAAUUUGAUAUCAAAGUACCCGAAGUCAGGUUAUGGGAAACUGCUCCAAGACCGUGUUAUCAAUUUAUUUAGUAGAUGCGCAUAUGCUGUUACGGAGGAAGAGUUUAAGGUAGCAAUGGAGGAGUUGGUGAUUGUUGGGAGUUCGAAAGUGAAGACAUUUAUAUCUGAUUUGUCUAGAGAUCACUAUGCCAACGCAUUUUUCAAAGGAAUGCAUUAUGGGGAGAUGGCAAACAGUUUAGCGGAGUCCUUUAAUAAUUGGGUUGGUGUGUUUCGAGAUUUGCCGGUGCUACCUUUGAUAGAAGGGAUUCGACAGAAAUUGAUGGUAUUGAAUUCUCAACGAAGAAUUGAAGCGGAGAAGUGGACAACAGUUUUGUGUCCGGAGAUGGAGACUAGACUCUGUGAAAAUGCGGAGGCCGGUAGGACUUGGGCAGUUCGUCGUUCUAAUAGCACUGUUUUUGAAGUAUUUGCUGAUUAUUCUGUGAUGGUUGAUCUCGAGCAAAGGACUUGUUCUUGCCGUCUUUGGCAAAUUGAUGGUUUUCCUUGCACACAUGCGGUGGCUGCAAUCCUAGCAAAGAGAGAUUCAGUUUAUGAUUACGUGGAGUGUUACUACAAAACCGACUUCUUUCGAAAAGCCUAUGAGAGUCCUAUUUUUCCUAUUCCAGAUAUUGGGAAAGGAUUGGGCAGCAAUGGUUCUGCCGCUGGAGUUGUGCUUCCGCCAAUUACAAAGAGGCCAGCAGGAAGACCACCAACAAAGAGGAUCAAAGUUUUUGGUGAAUUUAAAAGGCCGUUGAAAUGCAGUCGGUGCAGUGUUGCUGGGCACAAUAGGAAGACUUGCAAGGCUAUUAUAUGA